GUGACCUUUGUUUUGAUAGCAUACAAGGCGCGUUUGUAAUGCACACAUGCUUUUGAGUUUAGUUCAUUUCUUUAAACGUAACCUCCUCUUAUACGAGGACAUUAUUUGUGUAGUGCGGUCUUUUUAGCACAUUAGCAUCACGCUAUCCACAACAAUAACCGCAAAAUGUCGGGAUUUAGCGCGGAGCUAAUAGACUACCUGGAAGGGAGAAUCACUUUUGAAGAGUUUGACAGGAGGAGAGACGAGCGAAAAACUGCGCUGGGCACCCAAGCAUCAGAAGCAACAGAGGAUGAGGAGAAGGAGCCUGCACCGUCCACAUCUUCUGCACUCACUGAGAAAAUUGAGGGAGUCAGCCCUGGUGUCCAGUUGGCGUUUGCCUCCAUCCUGGGACAGUCCCAACCAGAGCCCUCUUCAGAAGAUGAGGAAGAUGAUGCAGAAGAGGAAGACGAAGAAGAGGAAGAGGAAGAUGGUGAUGCACUGAGCUAUGUGGACGAUGUCAACGAUGAAGACUACAAGAUGGAAGCAGAGGAGACCCAAGAAAAAGAGCAGGGUGUGAUAGAGGGUGAAGGGAAAAAGAAGGCAAGGAGCGGAGGCAGAAAGAAAGACAGGAGGAAGAGGAUAACUGAGGAGGAUGGAGAGAAUCCUACAGCUGGAGAUGUGUUCGCUCUGGAGAUGGAACUGAACCGAGAGAGCAAGAAGCUGAUGAGGGAGCGCCGUAAUCGUAGCAAACUUCCUCGUGCUCUCAGAGGCCUCAUGGGAGAAGCCAACAUCCGCUACGCCAGAGGAGAAAAGAGUGAUGCUAUUCUAAUGUGCAUGGAAAUCAUUAGACAAGCUCCUAUGGCCUAUGAGCCCUUCUCCACCCUGACCAUGAUCUACGAGGACGAGGGGGACAUGGAAAAGGCCCUGCAGUUUGGCCUGAUUGCUGCCCACCUCAACCCCUCCGACUGUGACGAGUGGAUCAGACUGGCUGAAAUGUCCUUGGAGCAAGACAACAUCCGUCAAGCCAUCGUCUGCUACUCUAAAGCCAUCAAGUAUGACCCCACGAAUGUGCGUUACUUGUGGGAGCGCUGUAACCUGCACAUGCGUCUCGGGGAACACAGGCCGUGUAUGGAUGGCUACCGCAAAAUCCUGUCUCUGCUGCCCAUGGAGGAGGGAGAGCACUUCAUGCAGCUCUCCAAAGACAUGGCCAAGAGUUACUAUGAGAGCAAUGACCUCCCUGCUGCUCUGGGGGUGAUGGAGGAAGCCCUCACUCGCCACCCUGAUCUGGUCAGUGAUGACAUCGUCAACAUGGCGGGCGAGCUCUACAUCGCCAACAAACAGUACAACAAAGCAGUAGAGAUUCUGGAGAAGUUUUCAGGAGUUCAGGUGGUAAGAAGUGAACCUACAUCUGAACCCAAGCCUGAACCUAAUCUUGAACCUGAACUUGAAAUUAAGCCUGAUCCUAAACCUGACCCUGUAGCACAGACAAGUACAGAGGAGACUAGGACCAAUAAAGAUGCUGAAAGAGCAGAGCUGAAAAAUAUGGAGGGGAACUCAACGGAACAAUAUGGUAAAAUUACAGAGGUGCAGGUUCCAGACAGCGUCCCUGUAGAUCUGAAAGCCAAGCUCAUUGUCUGCCUCAUUCACCUGCACGUCUUCAGCCCCCUGGAGGGUCUGGUGGCUUCGCUAAUUGAACAAAGUGCAGAGGAAAUCGGGGACUUGUAUCUGGAUGUGAGUGAAGCAUAUUUGGAGGAGGGGCAGUAUCUCCUAGCCCUGCCCCUGCUCACCUCACUGGUCAUAUCCGAGAAGUACAACCUGGCUGUGGUCUGGCUCCGGCACGCUGAGUGUCUGAAGGCACUGGGUCACAUGGACGCUGCUGCCGACAGUUACUCUAAAGUGGUGGAGAAGGCCCCUCAGCACCUCGAGGCCCGUCUGUCUCUGGCCACUCUCCUGCAGCAGCUGGGACGCCCCAAAGAGGCCCUGAAAGCUCUGGAGCCCAUGUACGACAGUGAGACGCUAGCACAGGACUCCUCCGCUGCACAGAAGGAGCUAAAGCUGUUACUGCAUCGUUCAACAUUACUCAAGACACAAGGACAAACCGAAGGCUAUUUAGAUUCAAUGAUCAGUAUGAUCUCCAUGCUGCUGAAGGUGGCCAUGCAGCGCGCUAAAGUGUCUGUCCGCUGUGUAAACAUAUCUGGAGAGACUCACCUGAGGCUGGUGAAGGCCCAAGCCCCAGAACCAGAGAUCACAGACCAUGAAGCGGCCUAUCUGGACAACACUGGUAAAACCAAUGUGCUGUCUAAAGAGGACUGGUGGCAGUUGCUGUUGAGUUGCCUGUUCACUCUGUGUGAGGUUCACCGGUACGAGGAGACGGACCUGCUCGUGGAGUCCGCCAUGGAAUUCUACUCUUUCUAUGACAACAAGGAGAAGAGGAGGGAGCUGGAGUUCAUCGGCCUGUCCGCCACUAUCCUGGACCAGAACCACUACAAAGCAUACAACUACAUCAGAUUGAUGUUAAUGGAAAAUGUUAACCUGCCUCAGCUUUGGAAUAUUUUUAACCAGUUGACUUCCAAGUCCUUGCACCAGCGCCACCAUCGGUUCUGCCUGAGACUGCUGCUGAAGUACCCUGAUAACCACGCUCUGAGUGUGCUGUGUGGACACAACGCCAUGGUGUCUGGGAGCUUCAAACACGCCCUGGGCCAAUAUGUCCAGGCAUUUCAAACCCAGCCCAAAACUCCUCUGUACAGUUUGUGCUUAGGGUUGACUUACUUCCACAUGGCUUGUCAGAAAUAUGUGGCCAAGCGUCAUGCUCUAGUCCUACAGGUGACCUAUAGUUACAUUUCACAAUUGCAUGGGUCCACUGUUUUGAAAAUACCUGUAAGCUUGUUUGUUUCAGGGUUUCUCCUUCUUAUGGCGGUAUGUGGAACUGCGUGGAGAGUGCCAGGAGAGCAUGUACAACAUUGGGAGGGCGUUGCACCAGUUGGGCCUCUCUCAUUUGGCUAUUCAUUACUAUCAGAAAGCACUGAGUCUGCCAUCAGAGAAACUAGAGGGAAUAGAAGAAGACCAGGUGGAUCUACGAAGAGAAAUUUCCUUCAACCUGUCCCUCAUCUAUCAGGCCAGUGGAAACAUGGAGAUGGCCCAUCAGCUAAUAAGAACAUAUUGUGUUGUUUAAAAUACAAUAGCUCACAAUAGAUGGACUCUUUAAAAGGUUUAGAUAUUUAAAAGUGUAAAAACUUUGUAAAUAGGUUAAUUAUUUUCAGUAUUGUUCAGUCCUGUUGUUUACUGUAAAUUUGUAAAUAUGUAUAAAGCGUAAUUAUAAUUUGGGUUAGCCUUGUGUAUAUGACAUACUUUCUUUGUUAGGGCCUGGAUUAUGACAGAUUAUUUGUCACAUAUAAUCCUCUCUUCUAUUACCUCUGUCUGCGCUGAUCAGUCUUCAUCUUUUGUGGUUCUCCCCAUCAUGCUGUAAUUGUGCCAACCCUGUUUUUCAACAAUAUACUGAAAAAGAAUUUGAAAGAAAAUGUUAUCUUAAAAGGCUCAUAUUAAGCUAUUUUCUGGUCUAUAUUAUGAAGUUGUUUUCUCAUCACAAA
Messenger RNA from Boleophthalmus pectinirostris (great blue-spotted mudskipper), 3566 nucleotides. RefSeq names its product general transcription factor IIIC, polypeptide 3 (gene gtf3c3). The record is from RefSeq and is a predicted model, not a curated record. Bases 166 to 3171 code for a protein of 1001 amino acids. Gene Ontology annotation, cellular component: transcription factor TFIIIC complex. Gene Ontology annotation, biological process: transcription by RNA polymerase III. Gene Ontology annotation, molecular function: protein binding. NCBI's taxonomy places the organism in Eukaryota, Metazoa, Chordata, Actinopteri, Gobiiformes, Gobiidae. The transcript has 18 exons.